This is a messenger RNA of Pocillopora meandrina, 3907 nucleotides long. Lineage: Eukaryota; Metazoa; Cnidaria; Anthozoa; Scleractinia; Pocilloporidae. The record is from the annotation of a GenBank genome assembly.
AGACUUUGAAAUGGGAAACAUUUUCUCUGUGAUCGCUGUUGUCUGCCUACUGGUAAGUCGUUAUUUUGAGCGAAAUUAGAAAAUUCGAUGCCUCGAUGGUAAAUUCGAUGUAAAUUCGAUGCCUCGAUGAUUCUUAUGAUGCUCGAACUAACUUAAAAGUACUUCCUGUUAUGGAUGUUGAACGCUUUUAGAUCAGUCGAACAAAAUUCAACUGCCAACCCUCUUCUGCUAUGUGACGUCCUCACUUUGCACAUCUACUCAAUCACAGUUUGGUCAACUGCGUUACCUUUGUUUUGCAGUAGGAGUCACAUCACAAAGUUUCAUGUUUUACAACGUGCAUACAUUUUUCUUCCAAACUCGUGCACCUCUAUCCACCUACGCCUUCAUCACGUUUCAGUCUUCCACCCACGUUCUUUAUCCCAUGACAAUAUCAGCUUCGCUUAUCGGCGGAAUUUGAAUUUGAUCCACUUAAAUCACGGCUAAAUUUAUAGUUUCAAACCUCAUAUACGAAAGAUUUAAAUCAACAUCUGUUUACUUCUACUUUUAGCUCGGGGUUUGUGGGUACCUUUUAUCUUUGAAGCUCUCACGAGCGACAUUGCAUCUACGCCAUGGUCAUCUCAAAUUUUCAAUUUGCACAUUUCACUCAUGCGUUAAUUUUAAAACAGAAUAACGCAACAAAUACGGGACGUUUCAAUAUCUAAUUUAAGCAAAGCUGAAUACGUACCCUUGCACACUGUUGAGUGUUUACGUUUCUGCAUUUUUCGGUGAAAAUCUGGAGUAAGAGUGGAAGCAGGAGGACGCGUCGCCGAGUAGUAGGCAGGCUACACUUGCAACCUGGGCCCAGUUGUUCAAAGGCCGAUUAGCCCUAACCCAGGGUUAAAUUUUAAUCCAGCUUUCUUUAUUUCUUUAUUCAAAAGUCUUUUAGGAAAAAUGUUCACUAUUCUUUUUAGAACAUCUAAUGAUCAAAUUGCAAGCAAAAAGAUUUGACCUGAAUUUUCUCUUAAAUUUUUCAGACCUGAAAUUAAAUUUCACAACAACCGGGGCCUGGUCUAAAUGUACUGUUCGAGUCUUGCAAAUAGCCAACGGGUCUGCCUUCAAACAGUUAUGGUUUAUAACCAUGUCCUGUUGUAUUUUUGAAUUAUUUCUUUCACUGAACUAAACAUCCUAAACAGCAUUUAUCUCUUGCCUAACAUGUACACCAUUUUGAUGUCGAGUCCUCUUUUAUAGGUUAAGUCAGUGUCUUCAGCCAUAUUUUGUCAAGAAGACCAUCAUGGACAUGGUCUGUCCCUGGUACUUGACAGCAUUACAAUUCAAGCAUUUAGCCUAGGAUUCAGCCUUCUGAUUCUUUACCUUGUGUACAGUAUGUUUUCAUUUGACAGCAGUUUGGCCGACAGAAACCAGUCAGCAGACCGCUAUGAUCAUAAUUCUAAACAAAGAAUACUAAAUGCACAAUCUGGUGAGUGUCAAAAAGACAUCAGGAUACUUAUUAAACGUACUCAAUUACUUUGACAUAAAGAAGUUAAGCAUUUUAAUAUUAUUUUUAUUCUGUUAGCCUGCAAGAAGGACGUGCUUUUUGAAUAUCCAGUGCAACAAAGUACUGACCAUAUAGUAUUUCAGAAGACUGGGGUAGAAGUGAUGGAAGUGAAGGUUGCUAAUGGAUUGACACUCACCAAUAGAUGGAUUCCGGGAAAUGUGAUGUUACAAGCUUGCACUGAAGCAAUGCUGCCAGACCAUUUACAGGAGGAUGAGUUGUCUCUAAGCCCAGUAUAUAAAUUUGUAUCAGAUGUUGUAAAGUUGGACAGACCACUUGAAGUUUGGAUACCUCAUGGUGCAAACAUUGUUUUAACAGGCGAAAACUGGAGUGUAAUUUUGAAGGAGUAUCAAAACGACAGUUGGGUAACUGUUGGCCAAACUAGUAAAAGUAUCAAAACACAAGAAUCAAAGAACUUUGUCUGUAAAAGCAAUCAUGUGAGAUUCAAGACUGACCAUUUAUCAACUUUCAAAGUAACUGGAAAGUUUGAAACGUCUCGGUCGACUUUGGCCGUUAAGAGAAUGAAGGUUGUAGCAUUCUGCAGUGAAACCAAAGUUGGAGAAGAACUUGUUGUCAGGCUUUACUGCUUUGAUGAUUGUGAAUGGUCUCUCGAGGUAUAUGAUUUUCAUUUUAUGAUAAUUUAGAUCAGUGUUAUUGUUAACGCUACUUCUUAAAAUAACGCGACAUUAUGGAAAAGAAAUUUGCGAUACAAACUACUGGUGCCAGGCCAUGUGCACUCGUGCAAACAGUACCUCAACCAAAAAUGUUUUCUAUUUGUUUUACGGAGUUUUUGAUUUAUGAUCGGGCCUUGUUUCAUCAUUUUAUUUUCAAUCAAAAAUAUUGCUUUCUGUUUUUUGUCUUGGAGAAAGCACAAUCCUAAGUAAAUUGAAGUUAGUUGUCUUUGUUUAUUUUUUACCGUUACAGAGGAUGAUGCGAAUGGAGCAGAAAAUUGGAGGAAGACUCAUGUCCUCGAUCGAAUCUGUCAGCUUUUCUGUUACCAGUAAACAGGGUCUUAACAUAUCUGUAAAAGAUCUUGCGGGCUGGCAGCUGAAUAAGGCCUCCCCACUGGUAUUUCCAAAAACUUGUCACUUGCUUUCCUGGACAAACCGUCCAUUAAAUCUGUGUUAUAGUCUUAACUCCUACUUGUGUAGUUCAGUUCCUUUUUUUUACCUGUUUCUAUUUUUAUCAUUAAGGCAGAAGAAAUGAGAAGAUAGGCGCAGGAAAUUACUAUCAGGGUCAUAUUUUGUAUCUUUUGCCUCUUCUCGAUAGCCCCGCAGCUCAUAGAAGAAAUUUUCUCUUUGUUUAUUAUUAUUAUUAUUUUUUUAGUUCAUUCCUUAAAUAUGCCAUAAGCGUACCAAGAAUUUUAUGUAAACUUCUGACAAGAAUUUAAUUAUAAAUCAUUUCUUUUAUUAUAACUCUAGAAAUUCAGCUUUGAAUCACUGAGGAACUCCUUCAACGUCAUUCCUCGGUGUGAUCUGGUAUUCCAACCUUGCAGGAAGUCACUAAGCACCAGUGUUUUUGUGGAAUUGGUUUUAAAUCAUGAACCAUCUGGUGAAACAAGGAUUUAUGCAUCCACAUCACUGAAAAAGGUAAAGAAAUAUCUAGCCUAUAUUUUAACUUUCUUUCCUCUUGCGUUCUGACAAACGUAUCCGAGUCCAGCCCCGCAAACACUAUUUCUAUAUAUUUUCUCCCGUAGAGAUUUUUAGAAGAUCCUUUAAUGAGAGCAUUUGAACAUGAUGAAGUGGAAAAGUAGGAGGUAAGUAUUAAAAUGAGGUUGACGUGAAGUUGAUUCAUAGUGUUAUAGUUUAACCAUAACUUUUUUCAUUCUUUUCUUAGUUCAUUCUCAAAAACUUCCCGACGAAGAUGAUUAACAUAUCACAAUACUGGAAAUAUGAAUAUUUAGGAAACGUUUUUUGAGAUGCACAGUGAGCGGCCAAAUCAUAACUGAUUGAGGACUAGAAAUAUAAUAUUAUAGGAAAUUUUUAGUUCAGUAGACAACGUUUUAAGCAUCGAUCAACGUCUGCUGUUUAUGAUACUUAAAUAUCAGGAACUUCACAGCAAAACAGAAAUGUUUUUCACAAAAUAAUCCGAUGGCACAUUUCAAAAUACUUUCAUUUUUUGGUAAUGACGAAUAAACCACUCUAUUUUAACCAACAUGAACGUACAUUUUUUAUCUAGUUUAAUAGUAUUUAUAUCUCAACCAAAAAUGUAUGCAAGGGCGGGGAAAACAAUUAUAUCAAGAAAAGGAUUUAUUUACAGAAGGGUAGAGUGCGGAGUCAGUGUAUACUUCUCGAUGAGGAGUCCAGCACACUAAGUCCAUUAUGCUACUAUACCUCUCCCUUGCUUUGUGUUCAAUAAAAAAAUAUUCAUUAUAAA